Acaulospora morrowiae is the source of this 1014-nucleotide messenger RNA. The record is from the annotation of a GenBank genome assembly. Lineage: Eukaryota; Fungi; Glomeromycota; Glomeromycetes; Diversisporales; Acaulosporaceae.
AUGCUUCGUUCAACCUUUUCUCGAAUAGGCCUUGUUACGAAAUGCCCAUUGAUACGUUUAUCGUUAAUCAGUAAUGCGAAUGGAUCCAGAACGCUAGCAAUAAGAGCCCAGCCACGAACUUUCACAACGACAGUAUAUCGUCGACGAACCGCUAAUAUGAAUAAACAGAAUCCACCACAAGUAAAAAGAUCAGGCGCUUUUGACAAGAGAUGGGAUAAUUCUGCAAACGGCAAAGUUGCAGGAAGAUUGAAUGAACGUGGAAAACCUGAAUUGGAAAGCUUUUUACCUCAGAUUCAUAAUGCUGCGGACUCUCUUGAUCCACUCUUAUAUUUGAUUCUUAUUGCAUAUCUGUACAGAGAAUUUACAAAAAAAACCAAAAGGACAAUUAGAGAGAGCAUCGCCCAGGCUUCUAGCACCAACAAGUUUUCAUCUUUUCAUGAUAAUGGUAUCAUAGGUGGACCCGGCUCGGGUAAAGGCACUCAAUGCAGGAACAUUAGCAAAGAAUUUGGAUUCACACACUUAUCUGCUGGCGACCUUCUUCGCGCUGAAAAAAAACGACCGGGAUCGAAAUAUGGUGAAUUAAUUAACACGCGUAUGAAGGAGGGUAAGAUUGUACCAAUGGAAAUUACAAACGCGUUGCUCGAGCAGGCGAUGCUCGACGACGGCGGAAAACGAUUCUUGAUCGAUGGGUUUCCUGUGCAAAUGGGUCAGGCCGUUAAGUUUGAGAAGGAAGUUGCUCCAGCCCAACUUGUCUUGUACCUCGAAUGCCCAGAAAAUGUAAUGUUAAAGCGACUCCUCAAACGCGGAGAAACAAGUGGUCGUGUUGAUGACAAUGCCGAAACUAUUCGUAGACGGUUCAAGACAUUUGUCGAAAACAGUUACCCAAUUGUGGACUAUUAUAAGGAACAGGGUAAAAUUCGUUCGAUUUCAUGCGUGAAUCCGCCUGAUGUUGUGUAUCAAGAAGUGAAAGAAAUCAUGAACAAAGAGUUUGGUAAAAACAAGAACGUCAUUUAG